Molecule: messenger RNA, 1703 nt
Organism: Spodoptera litura
Lineage: Eukaryota; Metazoa; Arthropoda; Insecta; Lepidoptera; Noctuidae
Product: UDP-glycosyltransferase UGT5-like
Molecular function (GO): UDP-glycosyltransferase activity
Source: RefSeq, a predicted model, not a curated record
UUUCCGUGGUCAUAUCGAGCUAGUGCACACGUGUCAAAAUGUCACAUUUUCUCAUCGCUCUAAUCGCAAGUUGCGUAUUAAUUUUAAAUCAAAGUGAAGCUGCAAGAAUAUUGGGUGUGUUUCCAGUCGCUUCUAUUAGCCAUCAAGUCGUGUUUCGCCCUAUAACACAAGAACUCGUAAGAAGAGGUCAUACAGUAACAGUAAUUACACCAGAUCCAGCUUUCCCGAAAGGGGAAACACCUCAGAAUCUAACAGAAAUCGAUGUCCAUGAUAUAUCGUACGAUGUCUGGAAUGAAAAGUUUAUGUCAAUUUCGAAGGGAAAGAAGAGCGAUUUGUAUCAACAUAUAGAAAGGUAUCUGGAAUCAAUUGUAUAUAUGUUCGAUGCUCAACUUCAAGAUAAAAAUGUAAGAAAUCUAAUUGAAGAUAAAAGUAAACAGUUUGAUUUGAUAUUGCUAGAAUCAUCAGCAAGACUUGGAUUAAUAUUUUCCCAUAUUUAUAAAGCUCCAGUGAUUAUGAUAAGUUCGUAUGGAGGUAGUUUUGACAAUUAUGACGUAGUUGGUGCACCAAGGCAUCCAUUCCUCUACCCUAUUUGCGUUCGUCAAAGACUUCACAAUCUAUCUUUAUGGGAGAAGAUCACCGAACUAUACCUUCACCUAAGAUCCGAAGAAAUGGCUGCAAGUAACUAUGCUAAGGAAAAUGCUAUACUGAGAAAACAUUUUGGUUCUAAUAUCCCCAAGAUUGAAGAACUGAAUAACAAUGUUCACAUGCUUUUCUUAAACAUUAAUCCAGUAUUUGAGGGGAUUCGACCGGUACCACCAACGGUGGUGUUUAUGGGUGGUCUGCAUCAGAAGCCAGUAAAAGAGCUACCGAAGGACCUCAAAAACUACUUAGACUCAUCUAAAAAUGGUGUGAUAUACCUAAGUUUUGGUACAAAUGUGGAUCCUACGCAACUGCCAUCAGACUUCAUACAAACUCUCAUCAAUGCGUUAUCAAAAUUGCCUUAUGACGUGCUAUGGAAAUGGAAUGGAGAUGAAUUGCCUGGACGGACUGAAAAUAUCAGAAUUUCUAAGUGGUUGCCACAGUCAGAUUUACUUAGACAUCCAAAAAUCAAAUUGUUCAUUACACAAGGAGGUCUACAGUCAACAGACGAGGCUAUAAUAGCAGGAGUACCUCUAAUAGGUAUUCCUAUGUUAGGAGAUCAAUGGUUUAAUGUAGAAAAGUACAUUUACCACAAAAUUGGAUUGGGUCUUGACAUGGAAACUGUUACUGAGGAAGACUUAAUUAAUGCCGUUAAAAACAUUAUCCAUGAUGAAAGUUACCGUCAAAACAUUAUUAAGCUACGCAAUGCAAUGCAUGACCAGCCUCAAUCUCCUCUAGAGCGCGCCGUGUGGUGGACGGAGCACGUGCUGCGUCACGGCGGCGCGAGACAUCUGCGUGGACCUGCAGCGAACAUGUCGUGGGCAGAGUACCUCGAACUAGAAUUAGUGUUUACCUUACUAUUCACUUUAUUAGUUGUAAUAACAAUAUUGAUUGUGUCUUUAAGAUUUAUGUUAAAAGCCUUACAUCAACGCGUAAAUCAGUACAUCAAAUUGAAACAAAGCUGAUUGUAAAUUUAGCUGCUUAUUUAUGCUUUUGUGGUAUUUGUGCGUCCAUAAUGUUGUUCAAGAUUGUAAAUAAGAAUGUUGUGUGAAUAAAGAACUGCC